UGGAGUGGGAGGUGGAGGAGGCGGUGGAGAGGGCAGUGGGUGGGACCAUACCGGGUGUUAGCGUGUGUGUGUGGAGGUGGCGGUGGCGGAGUGGGUGGAGUCGGCGUGCGGGGGUCGCGGGGGGGCGGGGCAGGAGCACGGCCGCUGGUUGGCUGGGCGGGCGGGCCUGGGUGUCGGUGGCCAGCCGAGUGAGGGUCGGGCAACAGCAGAGUCCCCAGUUUGUCGUGAACAGGUGGCAGAGCACAGCCGCGCACAGCCCCUCCCUGCCCGGCGAGAGAGAGAAAAAGAAAGAGAGAAAAGAAGCUCGAGCGAGAGGAAUUGAUGCUGCGAGGAUAAAGCCACGAUAGCACCGAGCCACCUGAAGGAGAGGCUCCACCCUGCCCUGCCCGCCGGCGACACAGAGCUAAGCGUCGCCGAGUUAUCACGAGGCAGAGAUCGCCGCGAGGCUGGCCGGGCGCCGUGAGCAGUGGUCCCUGGCGUGUGUGGCCGCGGGUGGCGUGUGUGUGUGUCCCUGCGAGUGUGGCGGCUCAAGGUCAGCAGUGUCGUCAUUGGCUCGGGGGGCCUAGGCGGCAGCAGCGAGGAGAGAGGGAGAGGCAGUGAGAGUGAGUGAGUGGGUGUGGUGCAGCAGGGCGUCGUGGCGGGGGCGGCAGCAGGGGUCAGGCAGCCAACGUUUGGGGGCGUGAGCCGGGCCGCCAUCAGUCAUCGGGCGCGGCGAGGCGUGGCGGCGGGACGAGUCAUCGGCAGCAGCUCUCAUCACCUACUGAGCGCUGUCGUCUGCUCCCGCUCGGCGUGGCGCCCCUCUCCCUCACCUGCCCUCCCUCCACUCUCCUCCCGCGCUCCUCUCUCCCUCGCCUACAUCGCCCCACUCUCACUCUCACCUCGUGCGCAUCCUACUGACGUAAGCACUGACCGAGUGGGAGAGUCCCAGAGAGAGGUGGGGAGAGAGAGUGAGAGAGAGGGACAAGAAGUCAGACAUGUGUAGUAGUGACGGAGGUGUGCGGGCCCGACACAUAUAGCCGCCUCGCCGCCCCGUCAGGAGCAGUCCUCGCCGGGCCUCCUGCCGUUGCUGAGUGAGGCGCUCCGGCCCGCCGCGUGUGUUGUGGCGUGCUGUGUCGCCCUGGACUCUGCCGUAGCCCUUACCGCCCCAUGACGGGAUAACUUAGCCACUCUGCGGCCACACGAGACUCAGCCGCCCUCCAGUGUCCACCCAGGCCUCCCCGUGGCUCCCAACACUCGCCCUCAGUGCCCCCCGGGAGCCUGGGGCCCCGCACUGGGAGGGCUGGAGCCCCAAGGUGCCUCCCUCGCCAGGACCACGGGGUUCCUCAGCACCUUCCUCUCCCUCAACCACCGCUUACAGCUGGGCCAAACGACGCCAGCUACCAUACCUUUACCAGGGUCUGAGCCAAGUGCUAGAUUAAAGGAGUGUCCCUGGCCGGCUGCUUUACGUCCGCGACGAUGAGACGAGGCGGGGGCAGCCGGGUCCCACCCUCGGCACCCGCCCGAGGGCGCGCCCACGUCCACCCUCUCCUACGCCCACGAUGAUCAGCGGUGAGCAUGGCACACUCACUGCCAGUACUGCCCAUCACGACCACUCGUCCGCUCUGCGUAAGAGGAAGCGGCUCAGCCAAGUGGUGCUGGAGCUGACCUCGCAGGCCGAGCGACGCUCCCCCGACGACAGGCCCGCCCAGGAGUCCUGCCCUAGGGACAACCCCCCCCAGGACAAGCCCCCAGACCCCGUGCCCGAGUCGGCACAGGUGGACAGAAAACCCAUGUUCAGCAGACAGCCUGAAGAUGGAUCUCAGGGGCCAGGCCAGGAGCAAGGGGAGGAGCCGGGACUCAGCCCUGGCCUCAGCCCUGGCCCCGGCCUCAGUCCUGUGCCCGGCCACAGUCCGGUUACUGGCCACAGUCCAGUCACCGGCCACAGUCCAAUUGCCGGCCGCAGCCCAGUUCCAGGCCACAGCCCAGUGCCUGGACACAGCCCAGUGCCAGGCCACAGCCCAGUGCCAGGCCACAGCCCCGGUGUCAGCCCGGGGCUCAGUCCAAGAGUUACUGUUCAAGAUGAGUCAGGAGAAGAAGCCAUGAAAGUGGACACGCCGCCUUCACCCAAGGAAGGGCCAGGGGAGGCCGGAGCGGGCGUGCACCCCCAGGAGGGGCCGCAGCGCUCUCCCGGUGUCAUCCAAGUCCACAGAUCAGCCGACGCCCCCGCCGGCGGCGGCAGCAGUACCAGCAGCAGCACCAGCAGUAGCUGUGGCAGCGCCGGCCCGGCUCGGUCUCCUCGCAAUGUCCAGAGUGACGUAUUUCGCUUCGACUCGGUGGACCGCGAGCGGUACCACUGCCGCGCCAUCAGCGAGGAGGACGAGGAGGUGUUCUCCCCGGGCCCCCCUAUACACUCCCCCCACGCCAGAGACUCCCCAGCCCUGCCCAGGGUCAACGCGGAUUCACCGAAGCUUUCCUUCAGCCCUCUAAGGAUCAAGGACCCCAGCAUAGACGAAGAGGAUCUCGACCUGGACAUAAAGUCCCAGUCGUCCAGCGACCUUCCUCUGUCCAGCAGCGUGAUCCGCGGCGUCCUGCCCAAGCUGAGUGUCGUCCGCAGCGACGCCGGGGAGAGCAUCACCCACUACCCGCCCUGCUCCUGCCACUUCUGUGCCCUCACUGCCAGAGACCCUCACCGCUUAGGGCCGUCAGGCCUCCCGCACUCACCCAUAUCUCCCCUCACACCCACGUCCCCUCACACGCCCAUCUCCCCGUCACCCGGACACAACGUAGAACACUACUUCCCCCCCACCGUGCACCUUCCUGACCUCUACCGUCGCCGUUCGCACUCAGACUCGGAUCUUCAGCUAUGGUUUGACCAGAAGGGUCGCCAAAGCGAGGCCGCGGCAGCUACCGGCGGCGGCCACAGCGCCGCGGGGCCGUCCGGAGAGCAGCCCUCCACCCGCCAGUCCGUGUUACGCACCAGCCGCCCCAUCCCACAGCCCCUCUACUUCCCUCGCAAAGGCGGCUCCCUCGAGUCCGACAACUCCUCUCCACAAGACUCCCCGCUGGACCUGUCUGUGAAGACCACCGGAAGCCUCAAGACAGGCAGCACCUCCAGCACGGACAGCCUGGUGCUGCCCGGCACGGUGUCCCUUUCCUCCCCUCACUCCCCGCUGCUGGCGGCGCCCAAAGACUCCACUCCCCCACCCCGCUCCCCCGAGGCACCCGAGUACCGCACUACAUCCCAGUCCCUGUUGCCCGUGCCCAUCGUCAAGGGCGAUGUGGCCUCCUUCAGCACCAAAGACAGCGUGGCGCUGCGCUAUCACCUGGAGGUGUCCCCCGUGGUGGAGGAGAUGCCCGCCGGCGCGGACGUGGCCUUCGUGUGUCCUGUGUGCGGCCAGAUGUUCUCUCUGCACGACCGGCUGGCCAAGCACAUGGCCUCGCGUCACAAGAACAAGCAGCCGGACAAUUCCAGCAAGACAUACAUGUGUGACAUGUGUAAGCGCUCCUUCGCACGCUCCGACAUGCUGACCAGACACAUGCGGCUCCACACGGGCCACAAGCCAUACACCUGCCGCAUCUGCGGCCAGGUGUUCUCCCGCUCCGACCACCUGUCCACACACCAGCGCACCCACACAGGGGAGAAGCCGUACAAGUGUCCGCAGUGUCCCUACGCGGCAUGCCGGCGGGACAUGAUCACCCGCCACAUGAGGACCCACGCCCGCUACGAGCUGCACGAGUCAUCGUCCAUGGAGGAGGGCGGCGAGGUGGCCCGCCCCAGCCUGCCAGUCCGCUCCCUCUCUGAGGAGAACCCCGCCCCCGGCCCCCUGCUGGACCUUCCUCCUUCGUUAGGGGGUGGGCAGGUCCACACCCCGCAGGGCUCUCCGCUUCCGCUGUCCCCAGGGCCUCACGUGACCUCCGGCGGGGCCCAGAAUCCCCCCGGUGCCAUAGCGGGGAUGGGGAUGGGCAGUCCGGGCCUGCUGGCGAGGCUGCCGCCGCAGCUUCAGCGACCCAGAAAACAAGAGGAAGAUUGAAGGGCCAAACACGACAUGUCUGGUCCAUGUGUUUUUGCCUCGUAGAGGUUUGUCUCCAGCUGGAGGUCGUCCCUCCUUGGCAGGGAGGCCAGAGUCCCGCGAGGUGUUCUGGUGUUGUUUGUGUGGCGUUGGCGACCCGCCGCGCCGCCGUGGCCACGGCCAGCCCGUCGCCUGGCGCGACCUGGGUCUGGUUUGUCCCUGUCUGUCUGUCUCCCUGGCUGCCUGACGCGGCUGCCCGGCCCCGCACUGCUCCUUCUCCCGCCAGUGUUGGCUGGGGCCGGGGCAGGCCGGGGCCGGGCAAGCGUGUUGUGCCAGCACGCGGGUGUCUCAGUGUCAGUGGUCACGUGUUGUGUCGUGUGUGUGCCACGGGGGCGUCUCGGGCGGCGGGUCUGCCGGAGGUGGGCCCCUGGGGGGAGGGGAGGGUUUACCCCACCCCUGCUGGAGCAGCCCCAUCGCAGGUGGGAGAGGAAGGUUUCGGGGCUGCUGCUCCGCCCCCCACCACUAACCCCCCACACACAGUCUCUCGGUGUGAAGGUGUUGCCGCGCGCCGGGCCCGGGCGUCCUGUGCUCCAGGGGCGCCGUGCCGCUGGCGGGCGGCCGUGCCCCCGCCAGCAGGGAGGGCGCCACUGGUCUAGCUAUGGUACCUGCUAAUUUAAUAAAUACUUAUAUUACGUUACUGUAAGGUGAGCGCCCUGGGCAGGAGGGCGCCGGAGCCGGCGGGCGGCAGGCCGGUGUUUCCACGGUGCUGGUUUGCGGCACCCUCUCCCCCCGCUGUGUGGCGGCUGCGGCGAGCCACAGUCGGUCAGUAAGGCUCAAGCCGUCCAGGACUGCAGGUGCGCCGUGCUGCGGCGCGGGGCCUCAACUGGCCGCGUCCUGCUGCACGGCGGGCCGCUGGCUCGUCGCCGCUGCCACUCGGUGCUGGGCUGAGGUGCCGCGGGCAGGGCCGUGGAGGGCCGGCCGUUGCAUCUUUAUGUACCAUCAAGCGGUGGUCAUGUUGAUAUUCCUGAACGUUCUGUUCUCCUCAGUUCCCGCCUGUAGUGUGGUGGCCAAGUCUUGUCACUGGGUAGAGGCGCUUUGCCUACCAGAUAUUCACCAUAAUAUAUUUUGAUGUCUUUCUUUUCCACAUCGUCUGAGCCACGUCCUUAGAUCACCGCGACCACCACGCUGCCGCACGCUGGGCCCGGGGCGCCGCUCCCCGGGCCGCCUCACUACCACGCCGGCGGACCGUCCGCCGCACCGGGGACACUGCCGCCAGUGGCCCCGAACUCACCAUCUGCUCCUCGAUGAAAGACUCUCGCUCUGUAUUUAUUGUAUAUUGUGUUCUUGGACAGAGUGGUCAUAUUUUGUUCCGUAAGAAAACUUGACCGUAUACUUUAAUUAUGUUUAAGAAGGAUAAUUUGUAUUAAUGAGUUGACGAGGUGACAAAGACGAGCUUCUAAAACCCUUCCUUUAUUCACUUCCUUCGGGGCCGCUGCUCCCUCCCUCCCUUCCUCUCACGCGGCCGCGGCGGCCCUUCCUUGCCCUCCCCGUCCUUCCCGCCGGCGCGCCUGGUGUUGCUCCGCGCCUCACACCUCGGGCGCGAGUCUUGGGGACGCGCAACAAAACCUCACCUAGAAGACUAGACUUAAUUCUCCUGACCGAGAGACUGCUGUCUCCAGACCAGAAUGACGAAUUGAUAUUUGUGCGUCACGAAAACUUGAGUGUGAACACCGGGCAGCUGGCGGGGCGAGGCGGGGCGGGGCCUGACCCACGCGCGGUUUCUCAUACUGUUUCUGUCCCUUUCCUCCUCCUCCUCCUCCUUUCCUCCUCCUCCUCCUCCUUUCCUCCUCCUCCUCCUCCUCCUCCUCCUCCUCCUCCUCCUUUGUUGCUCCCCUCCACACCCCUUCAGCAGUGUCCUGUGUUGGCUUUGGUCCCUGACAAACUCACUGCUCAUGUGCCAAAAUACGAGGCCAGUUUCUUCCUUUUUAUUUAAUAGUCUCUCUCUCUCUCUCUCUCUCUCUCUCUCUCUCUCUCUCUCUCUCUCUCUCUCUCUCUCUCUCUCUCUCUCUCUCUCUCUCUCUCUCUCUCUCUCUCUCUCUCUCUCUCUCUCUCGUUUGUCCCUUCCAAUCAGCUGCCUCUCAUUUGUACAUACGUCAUCGUCCUGUGAAGCUUCGUGUCUGUCGGUUUACCUGUUACCUGUGACUUGAUUACCUGCCAAUCCUUUACUAGAGUUAGUUCUCAUUUGACAUUUAUUUUCAUAAGUAUAUGUUAAACUUAUUUAUGUGGAUUGUACAUAUUAUUACUAUUAUUGUAAUUAUAAUUACUAGUACUUUUAUAAUUAACUGUUCUUUAUUAUAACGAUUUUGUUUAUUUAUUGUUUUUAACACAAACACUCCCGUGAAAAAGACAUGCAUUCUUGUCAUAGCGAGAAGUUAAGUGUUAAGGUAAAGGUGCUCUUAGGUCUAGAAGGGCUCGGGUCAUGGUGUGGCAAAAGGCCUAAGAAGCAGACGUUGGAUAGCACAGUCUUCUGCCGCCAGGCCAGGCACCCUCGCCAAGCCACCACCACCACCACCACCACCGCCACCACCGCCAAGCCGACAUAUCGAGGGCAGGUUACAUUUACGCUGAGAUAUCCGGGACGAAGUGAACACGUUAACCCAAAGAGGAAGGAAGCAAGCGUUGGCCUUACGUGACACGACGAAGCGAAGGAACAAGACGGACGACGGAGGUGCCUCGACGCGGGCACGGGAGGCGAGGCGGUGUCCGGUGGUGCUUCAGUGGUGCCUCCUGGCGGGGGUGUCAGACCCGGCGGUGCGUCUCCUCCACUUGUGAUAGCUGACAGCCUCUUGACAGCCCCUUCCCCCACUACCCCCCUCACCCUCACCCGCACCCUCACCAUCCCACCCCUACCCUCUCCGUCACCCCAAAAGCAUUGCUCGUUCUUUGAUCAUUUUUCAAGGCGUCAGGUGGUUUUUUUUUCUAUCUGCCAGCAACUAGAGUAUUUUUGUUUUUUGAGCUGGUCCAAAUGUCGGUUUUUCAACUUUUUCUUUGUAUACUCAUCACGUGCCAUUUUUCAUCUUCGCCCAGUGGAAGGCGCGGGGGGUUGGCGGCGCUGGCCCUUUACCGGGUCCCGGGUCAAGUAACGGUUCAUCGGUGUGAUUAUCAUUAUUUAUAUUUUUUAAUCACUUACUACUACUACGAAUACUAUUUCCCACUCUACUACUACUACUACUACUACUACUACUAUUCCCAUUAAGCUUAAAAACAUUAUUUAUUUGAUUUCCAUGACUUCCUACUUUUCUUAACUGACAAAAUCAUCAAGUCGCCGCCCUGCCAAGACGUCACCCGAGGACCAGGGCCGCCAAUCCCCCCCCGUGUACAUUGUUCAGUCGAGGCUCCAACAACCUGCUCGAAGCACCGAGACGCAGCGGGGGGGCGCGGCGUCGGCUCGCCGCGCCGCGAGGGAGGUGCUGGAGUGCCCGAGGGCGAGCAGCGGGUGUCGCCGCGCACCACAAGGUUGUGUCGGGGUGUUUAGGCCGCGUGAAGCGGGAGUCGAACUGGUCUUGGAGCUAGGAUUGUUGAUUUGGUUUAAUAAUUGUUCCUGAAUAAGUAUUGUAGAAAAGCAGACUAGCCCAAGCGUGUGCCCGUCAAAGCGCUUGUGACUACACGAUAAUUUACUUAACAUCUUUAAAGAUAUACUUUAUCUUGCAUGCACGCAACGUUUCAAACUUAAUUUGUUUACAAUAUCAAUCAGCCAAUUCCUUGAAUAUCUGUCUGACGGAAAAGUCAUUAUCCUUAGCUCCACUGGUUCGAAUCCCUUUCCCCGCGGCUCGAACACCGCAUCUGAAGCGGUUGUGACUCAUCGUAACUUUCCUCCUGCUCGUCGUGUUCAGGUGUCCGUCUCCGCCUCACUGCCUCCCAGCCUCUGCUCGAGAAAACGACGAAAAACAAACAAAAAAACACGUAAGCUCUCGCGCGUCCCCUCGAGGGAAGCUUCGAGUGUGUGUCGGUCUCAGCUGUGUCUCCCUCAUCCAAUCACAAGGCUCAAAGUGUACGACGUAACUCAUGACGUCACGGGCGUUCCUCGUGUCCGCUGCUGUUAGUGUAGAUUGUUACUUUACUUGUUUAUAUAUAAAAAUGACAAGAAAUUCUAAUAUAUAUUCUUACUCUGAAGGCUAAGAUGCCCAAUUUCUGGUUUGGCCCCGUAUUCAUGUCAUAUAUUUAUUUUCUGAAACAGCUGCAGUAGUGAACCUUUGUUACUUUCAUGGGGUAAUAGAUUGUGAUAUGUCAAAACUUUUUGGAACUGGAUAUACAUAUAUAUAUAUAUAUAUAUAUAUAUAUAUAUAUAUAUAUAUAUAUAUAUAUAUAUAUAUAUAUAUAUAUAUAUAUAUAUAUAUUUGCAUAUUUGCUUGAUGUGAAUAAAAUAUAUAAUAAAUAAAUAAUCGAUGACACUGAUUGGUUUGAGCGCGAAAGUUUCCAUGUAUGUCUUCGCCUUGUCUGGCCCUCAACGCGAGUCUUGAGGCCGCGACCCAGCACCCAAACCCUUGAACCAGUACAACUGUGCUUCAGCCUUUAUUAAAGUUAUCGACGAGUGAAUGUACACACACACACACACACACACACAUGGCUGUUCAGACAUACCUUUCCUGGUGUUACGAAUCGCGGGGCUUCAUCUCAGUCGCGGGAGUUGUUGGUUCGUAUUCACUUAUUCAAAUCAGUUCAAAACGCCGCCAGUGACCCUCCCACCUCCCUUAGCAAGCCCAGGAUGUGUGUACAUAAUAUACAUAAAUAAAAAUAAAAUAAACAUAUACAUAUAUAUAUAGGUCAAGAGUUUCCAUAAUUAGACGUUCAAAAGUACCACCGUACGUGUUACCUGUCCCCUGAAGCCCGUUAAGCACACACCUGCUCCACCACGAUGAACCGACAACUAACUAGGUCAUUAUAUUUUUGUCAGACCCUGUCAUCUGCGAGGGACUUAAUCUCCUGUUUACCCAAAAGCGCUUCACAUUCACCAAACUUGCGAGUAAAGGACAAUACAUAAUAAUAAUAAUCGUAAUCAUAAUACUAAUUAAUAAUCGAUAUUAAAACAAAGCUUCAUGUCAGCUGCUUCAUUGCUUCUUUCACUUUCAGAUGAGAUUCAGUGCCCGGAUAUUCAAGUCAUUCGAUAUAUUGUUAUUUUCCACCGCCACAACCACCACCACCCUCUGCUCGUCUGUCGGGUGUCGUAGACCAACCGUAGGAGUGGCGGGCGCCUCGCCGGGACCGCCUUGGCUGUAGCGAAAUUAUUGUAACAUCCAGACGAACGUAAGAACAUAAUCCUUCUUUGUCGAAAGAAAUCCUGGCAUAAGGGACACAAAGGUUUGUGUUUUUUUUUUUUUGUGUGUGAAUUUGGCGUAGCCUUUUCAAAUUUAGACAUUGUUGAUGUAUUGAUCUUAGUUUUGGGUGCGUUACACAAGCCAGCACCGAAAAAGAAAGUUAUUGUCACGCCGCGAGUGUUGUUCAUUAUAAAUCAGCCGCCUAGACCAGAGUUAUAAGUAAUGGGUUGUAAAAAAAUAAAAAAAUCCGAGCGUCAAGCAAGCCUCGCCCCCGCGGUCACCUGCCCCGACGCUUCACUGCUCCAUCCCGGCCGAGGUGUUUCACUUCACGUAGCUUCCAAAUUUUUUUUUUAUUAAAUUAUCCUUUUGAAAAAAUAAAACACUCCCCUGAAACGUUACCAACGCUUACAUAAACAUUUGUCCAAUUAUUUUCACUCUUCCAUUACUCUGUGUUGUGUUCCUCCGCCCCUCGAGGCCAAGGAGUGUCUGCCGGUCAGCUGUUGAGAUAUGUUAAGGUGCAGCCUCGCCCAGCCCUCCACGAGUUGGAUCUUGGUGCACGACGACUCCUGGCCGUCCUGGGGAUGACUAUCAGUGACGACUUUUUUUUUUACAUACUUUCACGAUACAAUGUACAUGUUCUACCAUUGUGGCUGUUUAUUAUUAUUACCGUUUGUAAUUAAAUUAUUUGUGUGGUGAUAUUUUACACCUGAUAUCAUGUUUACGAGCAGUUUUUAAGUACACUUCUCAUACGCCUUUAUUUCUCGAACUGUGACAUUGACGGCGCGUUCGACAAUUGGCCGGGAGGCGUACGACGUCCCCGGCGGAGAGAUUGUCGAGCGCGUCACACUGAGACAUGAAGAGCAGUUUUUGGGUCCAUUUAAGCCCCAACCAUCAUAUUACAAAGUAAAAAAGAAAAAAAAAUCAACCUGACGCCCAAAUAUAUUUCAGAUCACGAGUCCACAGCAAACUCACAUUUCGAGUAUUUUUUUCGAUCUGCUUAACCGUCUCACGAGAGUCUGGUCAGCGCGAUGCUAAAGCCGCGGAGAUGUUGUCUUAACGGUGCCGUCGGGUCCGUGUGGCCCCGACGCCCUGCUGUACCGAUGCCUCAAAACUGCUGCUUCAGGUCCUCGUUCUUGCUCAACGUGCGUGGCUGCCGUGUGGACCAGACCAGAGCCGGCAGGGCGGGAGGGGGGGACGCAGCAGGCGCGCCCCCACUCCCCCCGAAGGCCCCCACCAACCCCCCACAACACCCCCUUCACUCACCAAAAUGGAAAUUCACCCCACGCCCCGCCUCCGCUGCUCCCCAUUGGCGCCGGGAGCCACCCCGCAGCUCGUCCACACGGCACGACCCUCGCCCCAAAGUGUUUCACCGAACACAAAGUUUUAUGUCCGCGGCGACGACGGAAUCGGGAAGACUUAGAGUAAAUAAAUGAGUCAAUAAAUGCCAAUGUAACUAACUGUAAUGCUAGUAACCCUUGAUUCGCCACCUACUAAUGAGUCAAAACUAAACAAAAUGUAAUGGGUCAGUGUUUUUAUUCUUUUGUUCAUAGAUCAUAGUCACUGCCUUUGAAUGCUGGCUGCAGCGCCACCAAGCAUGGCUGCAGGCCGAAGGAGGGGAGGACGAAGAGUGUUGUUCAUGUUUAGCUUAAUGAGUGUUCUCCGUGAGUGUAUUGUUAGUGUUCUCUUUCGUUGGGCCAAUCAUGUCCCCGAUCUGGCGAAUGUCCCAAAGUCGCGAGUGUUCCCGGUCCGUGGCGGCGUCGGACACUGUACCCAACCUGUCCCGCGCGUAAGACACGAAAAAAGCAAAAAAAAAAAAAAAAAAAAAAAAAAAAUCACUCUAGAGCUUUGAAUAGUUCCAAAUAUAUUUUGAAUAAACAUGGGAUUUUUGUCACA
This is a messenger RNA of Eriocheir sinensis (Chinese mitten crab), 11197 nucleotides long. RefSeq lists its product as uncharacterized. Bases 1539 to 4010 code for a protein of 823 amino acids. The record is from RefSeq and is a predicted model, not a curated record. Gene Ontology annotation, biological process: regulation of transcription by RNA polymerase II. Gene Ontology annotation, molecular function: RNA polymerase II cis-regulatory region sequence-specific DNA binding; DNA-binding transcription factor activity. Lineage: Eukaryota; Metazoa; Arthropoda; Malacostraca; Decapoda; Varunidae. The transcript is spliced from 3 exons.